Molecule: messenger RNA, 1082 nt
Organism: Octopus bimaculoides (California two-spot octopus)
Lineage: Eukaryota; Metazoa; Mollusca; Cephalopoda; Octopoda; Octopodidae
Product: ras-related protein Rab-14
Biological process (GO): phagosome maturation; Golgi to endosome transport; endocytic recycling
Cellular component (GO): trans-Golgi network; phagocytic vesicle; recycling endosome
Molecular function (GO): GTPase activity; GTP binding
Source: RefSeq, a predicted model, not a curated record
CCCUCCAACACUACAUUACCUCCUACCAACACCGCCCUCCUACCACCACACUACACACUCAAUUCGCCAUCUUGACUGACCCUGCUUGAUUCUUGUUGGUUUCCUCUCCGAGGUUGUUGGAACCUUAACGUGGACCUUAUUCUACCCCCCAAAUUCUUUGAUUUACACAUGGUGUUUGGUAUAUUCACAACUGAGACCAGACAGACAUCCACUGAAGAAUUGCUCUAAGGUCUUCUCCAUAUCUUGGACAAACUUAUUGAUUCUUCAAAGACUUUAUUUUGUUUUCCCUCUUGUGUGUCUCCAUCAAAGAUGGCCGCGGGGCCGUAUAACUAUUCCUACAUAUUUAAAUAUAUCAUCAUUGGUGAUAUGGGUGUAGGGAAAUCCUGCCUCUUACACCAAUUCACAGAAAAGAAAUUUAUGGCAGACUGCCCACAUACCAUUGGUGUGGAGUUUGGUACAAGAAUAAUUGAAGUUGCUGGUCAGAAAAUCAAACUUCAGAUUUGGGACACAGCUGGUCAGGAACGUUUCCGGGCGGUCACUAGAAGUUAUUAUCGUGGAGCCGCAGGGGCUCUUAUGGUCUAUGAUAUCACGAGGAGAAGUACAUACAACCAUUUAAGCAGUUGGUUAACGGAUGCCAGGAAUUUAACAAAUCCUAAUACGGUUAUAUUUUUGAUUGGCAAUAAAUCAGAUUUAGAAGGACAAAGAGAUGUUACAUAUGAAGAAGCUAAACAGUUCGCUGAAGAAAAUGGUUUAAUGUUCCUAGAAUGUAGUGCUAAAACUGGAGAAAACGUAGAGGAUGCUUUUCUGGACACAGCUAAAAAAAUUUACCAAAAUAUUCAAGAUGGAAGUCUUGACCUGAAUGCUGCCGAGUCCGGAGUACAGCACAAACCGUCAGCUCCCCGUAAUGCUCUUAAUACAGACCAAGCCCCAAGCAAAGAGGGCUGUGGUUGCUAGCCUUAACAACUAGUGUGCUAUCAACGUGGUGUGUAAUGACAUCAACAUAGAAACACUCUUCUACAACUGGACGAUGAAUGAGAACACUUAUUGAGUGUGAGUGAGGGAGAGAGAGAGAGAGAGAGAGA